Molecule: messenger RNA, 1254 nt
Organism: Olea europaea var. sylvestris
Lineage: Eukaryota; Viridiplantae; Streptophyta; Magnoliopsida; Lamiales; Oleaceae
Exons: 10
Coding region: 1-1254 (417 amino acids)
Source: RefSeq, a predicted model, not a curated record
AUGAAAGACUUCGACGUGAUUUUGGGUAUGGAUUCGUUGGGAGUAUCGGCCUUGCAAGCUGAGAAAAUGAUGAGAAAAGAAACGUACCAAGAGUUUCUAGUUAACAUCUCAGGACAAAAACAGACGACAAUAAAGAUUGAGGACGUACCAGUGGUACGAGAGUUUAUAGAUGUGUUUCCAGAAGACCUACCUGGUACUCCUCUAGAUAGACAGGUGGAGUUCAAAAAAGAUCUGGUUCUCGAAGCGGCACCAAAGAAAGAUGGAAGUAUGAGGAUGUAUAUUGACUACCGGGAGUUAAACCGUUUCACCAUAAAGAAUAAAUACCCUCUCCCGAGAAUCGAGGAUUUAUUUGACCAAUUGAAAGGGGUUAAGGCAUUUUCCAAGAUCGACUUACGAUCUGGAUACCAUCAGUUGAAGGUUAAGGAAAGUGACAUACCCAAGACAGCUUUUCGAACUCGUUAUGGACAUUACGAGUUCAUAGUUAUGCCAUUCGGGUUGACAAAUGCUCCGGCAGUGUUCAUAGAUUUAAUUAAUCGUAGUAAAGAUCAACAUGAAGAGCAUCUUAGAAUGGCGUUAGAAACACUGCGUGAGGAAAGUGAUGCAUCCAAACAAGGCUUAAGAUGUGUACUGAUGCAGCACGGAAAAGUGAUUGCCUAUGCAUCAAGGCAAUUGAAGCAGCAUGAACUGAACUACCCGACGCAUGAUCUAGAACUUGCUACAGUAGUGCAUGCUUUAAAGAUAUGGCGCCAUUACUUAUAUGGAGGGAAGUGCGACAUUUACACGGAUCAUAAAACUAAUGUUGUUGCCGAUGCGCUAAGUAGAAAGUCAGACUUGGAGAAUUUACGAGUCGAAAUAAUUGCCACACCAGAGCAAGUCACCACCCGUUUAGCAACUUUGGUGGUUCGACCUACUCUUAGAGAUCGGAUCAUUGAGGCACAAGGUAAGGAUCCAUUCUUGCAAAAGAUCAAGAACGAGAUUGGUAAUGAUAAAAGAAAGGACUUUAGAAUAGCUUCGGAUAGGGCUCUGAUGUUUAAAGGAAGGAUUUAUGUACUUAAGGAUGAAGUUUUGAGGAAGGAGAUAUUGGAGGAGGCUCAUAUCACUCCAUACACUGCACAUCCUGACGAUAUCGGAUUUUUCCGAAAAUCCAUCUACGUGCAACCGUAUGAAUUAAUGGUUGAUUUUGUUCUUUUGUUGGGGACACGGAUGAUUGUGGUUGAAGAUGCAAUUCGACAUGGAAAAAUCGGUUAUGUUUAA